Messenger RNA from Elephantulus edwardii (Cape elephant shrew), 675 nucleotides. RefSeq names its product keratin-associated protein 4-7-like. Bases 1 to 675 code for a protein of 224 amino acids. The record is from RefSeq and is a predicted model, not a curated record. The transcript has 2 exons. Gene Ontology annotation, cellular component: keratin filament. NCBI's taxonomy places the organism in Eukaryota, Metazoa, Chordata, Mammalia, Macroscelidea, Macroscelididae.
AUGGUCAACUCCUGUUGCAGUUCUGUCUCCUCUGACCAAGGCUGUGGUCAAGGCCAGGUGACCUGCUGCCACCCCAGUUGCUGCCAGACCACCUGCUGUGUGUCCAGCUGCUGCAGGCCCCAGUGCUGCCAGUCCAGCUGCUGCCAGCCCACCUGCUGCCGCCCCAGCUGCUGCAGGCCCCAGUGCUGCCAGUCCAGCUGCUGCCGUCCCCCAUGCUGCCAGUCCAGCUGUUGUCAUCCCAGCUGUUGCAUCUCCAGCUGCUGCCGUCCUUCCUGCUGUGACUCCAGCUGCUGCCGCCCCUGCUGCUGCUUCCGCCCAGUGUGUGGUCAAAUCUCCUGCUGCAGGACCACCUGCUGCCGCCCCAGCUGCUGCCGUCCCAGCUGCUGUGUGUCCAGCUGCUGCAGGCCUCAGUGCUGCCAGUCUGUGUGCUGCCAGCCCACCUGCUGCCGCCCCAGCUGCUGCAGGCCCCAGUGCUGCCAGUCCAGCUGCUGCCAUCCCAGCUGUUGCAUCUCCAGCUGCUGCCGUCCUUCCUGCUGUGGCUCCAGCUGCUGCCGCCCCACCUGCUGCUUCCGCCCAGUGUGUGGCCAAGUCUCCUGCCACACCACCUGCUACCGCCCAACCUGUGUCAUCUCCACCUGCCCCCGCCCCACCUGCUGCGCCUCCUUGUGCUGCUGA